AUGUCGAAGAUGGUGAAGCCCGGGAGUGUACUGCUGCAUCCUCUGGGCACGACAGCUGCCCCUGAGCAGGAGCUGCUGUGUAUCUUUGGGACGGGGGACUUGGGGCGCUCUCUGGGCCAGCGUCUGCUCCAGUCUGGCUACAGGGUGGUGUACGGCAGCCGCAGACCACACAGCUGUGGCCCCUUGCCUCAGGGAGCUCAGGUGAUGAGCCAUGCAGCAGCGGCCCAAUCAGCCGGCCUGAUCUUUAUUUGUGUUCACAGAGAACACUAUGAAUUCCUGGAGACAAUAGCACCCCAUCUUGAAGGAAAGGUCCUGGUGGACCUCAGUAACAACCUGAAGAAGGACAUGUACCCAGAAGCCAAUGCUGCCUACCUGCAGAGACUGGUUCCCGGUGCUGCUGUGGUGAAAGGCCUUAACACGCUGUCUGCCUGGGCCCUGCAGAAUGGACUUCUGGCAGGAAAACAGGUGUUCCUGUGUGGGAACAGUGCAGAAGCAAAGCAGGCAGUAGCAGAGAUGUCCACCAAGCUGGGCCUCACUGUUCUGGAUAAAGGGUCUCUAUCAGCAGCCAGAGAGCUGGAGGACUUCCCCCUGCGGCUGUUCCCAGAGUGGAGGCUGGCGCUUUGUGUGGCUUUCGGCCUCUCCGCCUUCUUCUUCUUCUACCUGCUCAUCAGGGACGUCAUCUACGCGUAUGUUGAACAGGGGAAAGACAUCUCCUUCAGAAUCACGGUGGCCCUGGGCAACAAGGUGUUUCCAAUUGUGUCUCUCAUCAUGUUGUCUCUGUGUUACCUGCCUGGUGUCAUAGCUGCCUUCCUUCAGCUCUACAGAGGGACCAAGUACAGGCGCUUCCCUGAUUGGCUGGACCGCUGGAUGCUAUGCAGGAAGCAGAUGGGUCUGAUUGCACUCGGCUUCGCUUUUCUCCAUUCCAUCUAUACGUUCGUCACUCCUACUCGCUAUUCCGUUAGACACAAACUCAUCUCGCUUGUGGUGGAUGAGAUGAAGAAAAAUAAAACUACCCCAUUUUACUUUGAUAACACAGAGGCAUGGGGCCAAGACUCCUUCUAUGUGCUGGGAAUCCUGGGCUUCUUUCUUUAUGUCCUGCUAGGACUAACAUCCCUGCCCUCUGUGGGAGGCUCUCUCAGCUGGAGAGAGUUCAACUUCAUUCAGUCUAAGCUGGGCCACCUGACCCUGAUCAUAUGCACGACUCAUGGCUACCUUUACGGCUGGAACAAAUUUCUUCGUCCUUCUACCUACAAAUGGUACACUCCUCCUGGCUACAUGCUCUGUCUGAUUGUGCCCUCUGUGGUGCUGGUGCUCAAGGCGCUGGUCCUCCUCCCCUGCGUGGAUCGAAGCCUAACCCGCAUUCGACAAGGCUGGGAGAGGACCCAGCCAAGCGAGGGGGAGAUUGGUAAGGUCACCAACCUGUGAACUCUGACCUCUGAAGUCGUCUGGGUUUCUGAUU
Molecule: messenger RNA, 1459 nt
Organism: Sebastes umbrosus (honeycomb rockfish)
Lineage: Eukaryota; Metazoa; Chordata; Actinopteri; Perciformes; Sebastidae
Product: metalloreductase STEAP4-like
Exons: 9
Coding region: 1-1425 (474 amino acids)
Biological process (GO): copper ion import
Cellular component (GO): plasma membrane; endosome
Molecular function (GO): cupric reductase (NADH) activity; ferric-chelate reductase (NADPH) activity
Source: RefSeq, a predicted model, not a curated record